UGCUCUGCGUCAGCAAAAAUUUGAUAUUGUACCGCUUUCACAAGGUCAAGGGAAGUAAUUUAAUACCAUUCUUAGAACAACAAUUCUGGGGAAAUAUAACACGGCUUUAAUCGAACACUUGUCGGAACAUGCAGUAUCUUUCCAAAAUCACACUGAUGUUUAAGCAAUAAAAUGGCUACAAAUGGUCAUUCUGGUCAUCCCAUGAAGUGGUUCAAGGACCAGAAUGCAGCAAGACAUGCUUAUGAAUGCGCAAUAUGUCUGGAGGUUUUGAAAGACCCUGUGCAAAUACAAGACUGUGGACAUCAAUUUUGUGAGCUCUGUAUUCAAGAUAUCCUCAGGUCUGAUCCUCGAUGCCCAUCAUGUAGGAUUGACAUAUCAUAUGCCAAGAUAUUUGAAGAUCAAGCUGCUAGGCGACAAAUCAAACAACUUCAUGUUAAUUGUUGUAAUGAAGGAUGUAGCUGGAUGGGAUGUUUAAGCUCUCUACUACAGGACCAUCAGAAUAGCUGCAACUUUUUGAUAGGCAGGGCUGACAAUGCCCAUCAACUUGAUGUUUGGAAACUUCAGCGAAAACUUCAAAUUCUCAUGUUAAAAGUUUCUACUUUAGAGAAAAAGCAAGAAGAUGAUAUUAAAGAACUUACGUUGAAGCAUGAGAACGAGUUGAAACAACUCAAGUCGAAGCACGAUGAAGAUUUGAAAGCACUCAGAGAGGAGUUCUUAGUGUCACAAUCGGCACAAGCUGCACAUGCUCCACAAAAAGUUCAGAAACCUUUAACCCCGCCAGAACCUGAACCAGCGUACACUUGGAAGAUUGCAAACUUCACAAGAAAGCUUUUAAUUGCCAGAUCGGAUAACCAACUUGGUUCUCUGGAAAGUGAACCAUUUUUCUCGAUUCAUGGUUACAAAAUGCGACUAGAGGUGAAUCUCAACGAAGGACCAAGAAAUUAUGUUGGCUUUUUGGGUGUUUACAUGGGUUUGUUAAUGAGUGAUCGCGAUGGAAUUUUACCCUGGCCUUUCACAAAGCGUUGCAGCUUUGUUCUCGUUGACCAACAAGAUGAUGUUGGUAAAAGACAGAACAUCCAGAAGUCUUUUGUUCCAGAAGGAGAGAAUAACUUCAAGCGACCACGACAGCGCGCUAACACUGGUCGUGGUUUUCCGGACUUUGUUCUGCAUACAACUUUGCACACUCGUCAAUACAUUAGGGAUCACGCUGUGUACAUUAAAAUCAUAGUUGAUCCAUGAAAGACAGCGCCAGGUUGAAAUUAGAAUUUAGUUCUCUUAGAAAUUUAGUCUGUUAUAUUCUGUAUCAUGAUGAUUAAUGCCAUAUUACCCUUACACUUAAAAAGUUUCGAAUAAGGACAUUACUUAUCGACAAUUUAAAACUUUGGAUUAUGCUUGCUAUCUGACUUAAAACAAUAUCUAGACUAAAAUACUACUUUUAUCGUCACUUCUGUUUGAUUGCCUGCACAUGUACUUUCGUUUUUUCCACUAAAUUUAUUGAAAGAACAAAGGAUCGAAAUGGUGAUCUUUUAUUUUUUGCUAAGCACCUGGGUGGUAAGGGAGCGACAUAGAGAUUGCACAAUCCAGCUUAUUUGACUAUUUGAGAUCAUCAACUUUCAAACAAAAGUAUAUCCAGGAAUUUAAGAACAAAGUUGCAAGGACUGAAUCGAAGUGAGCAAUCAAUAAUUCUGUUUCAAACUUUUACUUCAUUAAAGCAAAAUGUUUUGCAGUUAGGAGGUGUUUUGCCCAAGGAUGGCAACGACUGGAAAUUCUGGUCAUCCAUUGAAAUGGUUUAAUUAAGGACCAGAAUGCGGCCAGAAAUUACUGGGAAUGUGCAAUAUGUCUUGAGGUUUUAAAAGACCCUGUGCAAAU
Messenger RNA from Dendronephthya gigantea, 1869 nucleotides. Its product is annotated as TNF receptor-associated factor 4-like. Gene Ontology annotation, biological process: tumor necrosis factor-mediated signaling pathway; positive regulation of JNK cascade; protein K63-linked ubiquitination. Gene Ontology annotation, cellular component: plasma membrane signaling receptor complex. The transcript has 7 exons. The record is from RefSeq and is a predicted model, not a curated record. NCBI's taxonomy places the organism in Eukaryota, Metazoa, Cnidaria, Anthozoa, Malacalcyonacea, Nephtheidae. The coding region runs from base 172 to 1239 and encodes 355 amino acids. Gene Ontology annotation, molecular function: protein binding.